This is a messenger RNA of Grammomys surdaster, 1577 nucleotides long. RefSeq names its product solute carrier family 25 member 18 (gene Slc25a18). The transcript has 10 exons. Gene Ontology annotation, molecular function: L-aspartate transmembrane transporter activity; L-glutamate transmembrane transporter activity. Gene Ontology annotation, biological process: aspartate transmembrane transport; L-glutamate transmembrane transport; malate-aspartate shuttle. The record is from RefSeq and is a predicted model, not a curated record. Lineage: Eukaryota; Metazoa; Chordata; Mammalia; Rodentia; Muridae. The coding region runs from base 129 to 1091 and encodes 320 amino acids.
CUCUGCCCACAAUUCACUGGAAACCCAGGCUCUGUCCUUUAUUCCAGAGAAGGCAGAAAGAAGGUCCUUCCUGAAAGCUGCAGCUGCCUGUGAGGGCCCCACAGCCUGUGUCCUGGGAGCUGUCGUGGAUGAUCGCCCACAGGAUGUCCAGCCAAGACCUGAGCAUCACUGCAAAACUCCUCAAUGGAGGUGUAGCAGGUCUCGUGGGGGUGACCUGCGUCUUUCCCAUUGACCUUGCCAAGACCCGACUGCAGAACCAGCAGGGGAAAGAUGUGUAUAAAGGAAUGACAGAUUGCCUGAUGAAGACCGCACGUGCUGAGGGCUUCUUGGGCAUGUACCGAGGGGCUGCAGUAAACCUCACCCUGGUCACUCCAGAGAAGGCAAUCAAGCUGGCAGCGAAUGACUUCUUGCGGCAGCUGCUCAUGCAAGAUGGGUCACAGCGGAACCUGAAGAUGGAGAUGCUGGCCGGGUGUGGGGCUGGAAUAUGCCAGGUGGUGAUUACCUGUCCCAUGGAAAUGCUCAAGAUUCAGCUGCAGGAUGCUGGCCGCUUAGCUGUCUGUCAUCAGGCCUCUGCCUCAGCCACGCCCACCUCCCGGCCCUACAGCACUGGCUCGACUUCCGCCCACAGGCGCCCAUCGGCCACCCUCAUUGCCCGGGAGCUGCUCCGCACUCAGGGCCUCUCUGGUCUCUACAGGGGCCUGGGUGCCACUCUCCUCAGGGACAUUCCCUUCUCCAUCAUCUACUUCCCUUUGUUUGCAAACCUGAACCAAUUCGGGGUUAGCGAGCUCACCGGCAAGGCUUCCUUCACACACUCCUUCGUGGCAGGCUGCGCAGCAGGCUCUGUGGCAGCGGUGGCUGUCACCCCUCUGGAUGUUCUGAAGACUCGAAUCCAGACCCUCAAGAGAGGCCUGGGGGAGGACACCUACAGUGGAGUCACUGACUGUGCCAGGAAGCUCUGGACGCAGGAGGGAGCAGCAGCCUUCAUGAAGGGAGCAGGCUGCCGUGCGCUGGUCAUAGCUCCCCUCUUCGGGAUUGCCCAGGGUGUCUACUUCAUUGGCAUCGGAGAGCGCAUCUUAAAGUGCUUUGAGUAAUCUAAUGCAUCACCUCUUGCUGUCACCUCUGGCCCUAGGGAACUGGGUGGCAGUACUGGAAGAUGCCCACCCUGAUACACAUGGUCUCUAACUUGUAGUGCUACCUCAGAAGAAAUGACCCAUUUUACUAAGUGAGUAGAGCCCUCAUCUUCCUUUAUGAAGAUUCAACUUUGUGGUACAGGGAAGUUCAGAAGGCCUUACCACCUAUGUCUAAUAAUAGAACUGGCCUGUGUACUAUGACAGGACCAUGUGCAGUAAGACAGAAGGGCUGUUCUACACUAACAUUCCCACUGCAGGCAAGCGCGGCACAGAAUCGUCCUGUGAGGGUUUAGUGUCAAUCCUAGCCCUGAUGCUCUAACAGAUCAGAAGUGCACCUGGGCUGAACCUACACCCAGAUACCCAGCCUCAAGUAUGGACCCAGAUCCCUCCUCACGGAUGCUGUGGGUCAUGAUCUGAAAUAAAGCUGGUUAAAUCCUUGUCCUGGAA